UGACUAAAGCCUUAAAUACUACGGCUCCGAACUCAAAGAGUUAUGUCAAAUGGUAAACUAAUAUACAGUGUUUUAUUUAACUAGUACGGAAAAUCUUAACCCAAAGGAAAUGCAGAAAUAAAUUCUUUGGAGAAUUCUCUUUUAACUUAUGAGAAUCAUUAUGGCGCGAUUAGGGCAGAGUUUAUUACGGAUUGAAGGACUUACAAAGUCAGCAGCCUUAGGCAGCUUGUUUCCAGAGGCAUCCAGUGACUCCUUUGAUGGCGUCUAUCUACAUCGUUUGGGGUCGACUAACGCUGCGGCCAUCGUUUACCGAACUACAUAUCACGCAGAUAAAUCUCGUCUUAUAAGGAGGUAUGGUUAUGAAGAGAAAAUCUGGAAUGGAGGUUUGAUGCCGCGUGGAGAAGGGAAACGAUUACCAAUUCCAGAAUACAGGCCAGCAAAUCCUUGGACUGAGCGUAAGGCAUUAUUUGGUCAGAAUGACUAUAUUGACAUUCUCGGACCUGGAAAUUUACAUCCAGUAAAAACUUUAUACUCUGUACCAUCAUGGAUAAGGGGUGUAACAGGGAGUGAAUAUCAUAUAUUGCUUCGAAAAAGAAAAAUGUGGGCAAGAACUGGAACCCCACUUGUAAGACCAACUAAGUGGAAAGAGUAUGAAAAACGCCUAGCCUUUUUGUACAGGAAACUAAAUAGGAAAACCAAAACGGGACGUUCUUCGACAUAAACAAGAUAUUAAUUAUUGUAGUAUGUAGUCACAUAAGUAUAAUUAUUAUUAAUAAAC
Molecule: messenger RNA, 778 nt
Organism: Pararge aegeria (speckled wood butterfly)
Lineage: Eukaryota; Metazoa; Arthropoda; Insecta; Lepidoptera; Nymphalidae
Gene: mRpL51
Product: 39S ribosomal protein L51, mitochondrial
Exons: 5
Coding region: 149-721 (190 amino acids)
Biological process (GO): translation
Cellular component (GO): mitochondrial large ribosomal subunit
Molecular function (GO): structural constituent of ribosome
Source: RefSeq, a predicted model, not a curated record